AUGUCCUUUCCGCGUCGAUCCACAAAUAUCAGAUACUCUGUUGAAGUCUCGUUCCUCAGGGCUGCAAAGGACGCUGUCCAGCCAUCCCAACAUCGGACUCCGGAAAAGGUCAUUAUCCGCUGCAACAACGAGCACAUUACCAAGCGAUCAUGGCAAUCGGCUCGUUUCGACGCCUGCGUCCUGCAGCCGUGGACAUGCACGCCUUCCGCGUGCGAUUGCGCCUCUGAUCACAGGGGCGCCACCCUGCGCAGUCCGAUGAUUGACCUGGCGUCCAAUCAUGCCUCCAAGACGGACGAAUACAUGCAAGCCCUCCAUUCAACCCAACUGGACGUGAAGACUUGCCGCAACCUGAGCAUCUCGAUACAACCGGGAAACACGUUCAUGACAUUACUCGAAGCCAAGAAGCUAGCGACGACGGCAUGGAUCACCGAGAUGGAGAUUCUUCGCCUCUUCAAGGAGAAGCACACCUCCGUGAUCCAACCCUUGUCGACGCAUUCUGCCGUGGGGACAUCCCAUCUGGACCGGGACAACACGGCCAGGGAUCCGCUCCUCCAAGCCAUGACGGAUUUACACCUCCCUUCGAGAAUGCACAACCCGGCAACCCAGCAGCACCUGCAGCACAUAUGGGCAAUCUCCAACAUGCGACGCCUCGAGAGGGCGUUGGACAGCACCUCGGGCGAGCUGCUGGGGUUUACGUUGCGCGUCUACGACGACGACGACGUAGACGACGAUGACGACGAACCGUGGCUUGAUUACCACGCCAUCGGGACGUUUCGUCACGCGCAAUGGCUUCCAUUCGUCCAGGCGUCGAGCACUUGGGUGCGAUUUGUGGUGGCGGUUGGGAAGACCAUGUUUUUGUCUCCGGAUAAGUACAAGUUGAUGGUGGGCAGCCUUGAGAGGGAAGUCGGUCAGGCGGCGACCGGAGGCGAGCGCUGGAAGACGAUAUUGGAGACUUUGGGCGUUGGGGAUUGUUACGAGGAAUGGGUGAGCAUGGCGGAGGGGUAUACCGGCCAGGGUAAAGGGUAUGACUUGUAG
Messenger RNA from Ustilaginoidea virens, 1035 nucleotides. RefSeq lists its product as uncharacterized. The record is from RefSeq and is a predicted model, not a curated record. Lineage: Eukaryota; Fungi; Ascomycota; Sordariomycetes; Hypocreales; Clavicipitaceae. The coding region runs from base 1 to 1035 and encodes 344 amino acids. The transcript is spliced from 2 exons.